This is a messenger RNA of Anoplopoma fimbria (sablefish), 2139 nucleotides long. RefSeq names its product multiple inositol-polyphosphate phosphatase 1a (gene minpp1a). Lineage: Eukaryota; Metazoa; Chordata; Actinopteri; Perciformes; Anoplopomatidae. Gene Ontology annotation, molecular function: acid phosphatase activity; inositol phosphate phosphatase activity. The coding region runs from base 70 to 1449 and encodes 459 amino acids. The transcript has 5 exons. The record is from RefSeq and is a predicted model, not a curated record.
UCACUGGGUGAUGUUGUCUGGUGGGCGGUGGGUGCACCCGGCCAUACAAACAAGCUCCUUGUCCACACCAUGCCGAGCUCAUUUUGGAGAAUCAUUUUUGUUCAUUCGUGCAUAAUAACUGGCUUUUGCUGCUAUUUUAACCCCGAUGGUAAUCCAAACAUACCGGCGAUCGCCAAAUACUUCACCACGAAAGGGAGGUAUGAGGAAGUGAACCCGUAUCUCAUAGAGGACAUACUCGCUGUAAACACAUCCAUCCUGCAGCCUCCGUCCGCACAAUGUCGCCAAAUCCAUCUGACCGCCAUCAUAAGACACGGCACCAGGUACCCGACGAGCAAAAACGUCAAGAAGAUGCAGAAGUUAUACGAUCUGGUCAAGAGCAGCGCCUCGGGCAGAGACCACUGGCUGCGUGAGAUCCAGAGCCAGUGGAGGAUGUGGUACACCGAGGACAUGGACGGACGACUCGUCCAGAAAGGUGUGAACGACCACAAACAUCUGGCCGUCAGGCUGUCAAAGCUGUUCCCCUCACUGGUUUCAGAGGAGAAGCUCAGAGGAGGAUUCAUCAAAUUCAUAACCAGCUCAAAGCACAGGUGUGUCAACAGCACGCUGUCCUUCAAGGCGGGACUGACAGAGCUGUGGGGUAUUACAGAUCAGGAGUUUGACCAUUCAGUGAACGAUGCUCUCAUGAGGUUUUUUGACCAGUGCACCAGGUUUGUGGAGGAAGUUGACAACAACCCAUCAGCUCUGUCAGAGGUGGACAAGUUCAGGCAGGGACCAGAGAUGAGGAGGGUCACGGAGAAGAUCGCAGACCGUCUCAGGGUCCCCUACAGUGACAUCAAUGAUGAUAUGGCCGAGGCUGCCUUUUAUUUGUGUGCCUAUGAGUUUGCCAUCAAGACUGUGAACUCCCCCUGGUGUUGGCUCUUUGACGAGGUUGACGCGAAGGUUAUGGAGUAUGCAAAUGACCUCAAGCAAUUCUGGAAAAGAGCUUACGGUUACGAUAUCAACAGCAAGUCGAGUUGCAUUCUCUUCCACGAUGCAUUUAGUCGACUGAACAAAGCCGCCAGCGAGAACAGGUCAGGGCAGCAGGUGACUGAAGCUGUGACGGUCCAGGUCGGCCAUGCAGAGACCAUCCUGCCACUGCUCACCCUCAUGGGCUUCUUCAAGGACAGCGAUGCCCUGAAUUCCACCAACUACGCCACACAGGCCCAACGCUCCUUCCGCACCAGCCGCAUGUUACCCUAUGCAGCUAACUUACUCCUGGUGCUAUACGACUGCGGGGGCGGCGACCUGAGGCUGCAACCGCUGCUCAACGAGAAGCCUGUGACUUUCCCCGGUUUGACUAGCCAGCAGGCCUCCAUGCCGCUCUAUGAAGACGUCAAAGAUAACUACAGGGAGCUGCUCCAAGGCUGUGACUUCGAGACUGAGUGUCAGCUGUUCAAGAGUCCUGCUUAAAUCCAAACAGACAGGGAAGAUCCUGGAGAAGAGGCAUUACAGUGGCUUUAUUCUCUUGUAUUUGCUAAACAGAACAAAAAUAUGCUCCUGCCAUGUUUUUGUGUGUUUUAUUUGCCCUUUGGCUGAGAAAAGGCAGAUUUGGUGAAAUUUUAUUUCAAAUUCACCAGUACCAUUGCAGUAUUACUACAACUAUAUUGCUUAUUUUUUUUGCAAGGUUUCAUUCCAGAAAUUAAAGAAUUUAUUUUUGCAGUGUGCACAUUUUAAUAUUGCUUCAAGCAAAGUCAGCCACCCUUGGUUUGACAUAGCAUGCGAUUGUGUGGUUAUUAUGAUAGAUGAGAUAAUCUUUGCUGUUCACAGUACAUUACAGAAAAAAAGUCAUUCAAACUUUCUAGUAAAACAUAUUCAGAAGGGUGGUUUCUGGCCAUUUUGAUGUCUGGCUACUCUGAAAUUAAUUAUAUUUUGGUUAAAUUCCACUUUAUUCAACUUCACUCCACUUCUGGUCAUGUCAUAAACAGCACAAAGUGCUUUACAAGCACUAAAGUCCUUAUGUGCCUUAUCCUGUUUUUAAUCCGGAGACGAUAUGUUGUAUGAUUUAAAUGUUUCUUCAUUAUACAUUUUACUUUGAAUGCUACAGUUUAUCUGAAUAAAAAAAUGCAAACUAAUUUAUGAUAUUUUUCAAAGCUGAAUAGU